CCAAUCCCUGAGGUAUUUAGACAUGCAUCACAGGUAAAUAUAUUCAAUACCUGCAAAGUAUAUAAAGCAUCACUGUGCUGAUAAGAGUAGUAUAAGGAACCUGUGGUACUUACCUGUUCAUCAAGAUGAAGCUGCUUCUUUCUCUGACUCUCUUCUGGGCGCUCUCCAGCACAGGUGGAGCACUUCUGUGUCAAACUUGCACAAAUCCAUCAUGUUCUACCACAGUCCCACUUACAUGUUCCUCUGGGAUGUGUAUAACAGCCUCCAUUCAAGCCAUUUCAUUUGGGACUCCAGGACAGCAAAUCUACAAGGCGUGUGCACCGUCCUCCCUGUGUCCAGCCACAGGCUCUCAGACAUUUUCAGUUAACUUGGGUGUUUUGAGUGUACUUGCAUCUGCAAAGUGCUGCAACACAGAUAACUGCAACUCAGCCAAUCUGCCUGCCCCUGCAGCUGUGUCAGCUAAUGGCCUUCAGUGUUUCUUUUGUAACCCCAUCACCUCUCAAUGCAACAGUUUGGUACAAUGUAAGGGAACAGAGGAUCGCUGUUUUGAAGCCAGUGUGGGAAGUGGGUCGACCACUAUUUCAGCUCGUGGUUGCACGUCUGUAAACAUGUGUGGAGCUGGUUCCAUCCUGGGAAGUGUUGGUAACAUCAGUGGACUCACCUGUUGUGGCACCAAUUUAUGUAAUACUCUAACUGCAACAACUACAACUGUUCCAACAACUACAACUGUUCCAACAACUACAACUGUUCCAACAACUACAACUGCUGCAACAACUACAACUGCUCCAACAACUACAACUGUUCCAACAACUACAACUACAACUGUUCCAACAACUACAACUGUUCCAACAACUACAACUGUUCCAACAACUACAACUGCUGCAACAACUACAACUGCUGCAAUGACUACAACAACUGCUGACCCAACAACAACAAUCUCCACCUCAGCCGCAGCUAUAACUACUGCAAGUGACGCCUGUUGUAUCAGACUGGGUAUGAUCCAUCUGCUGAUCGGACUCCUUGUCUUUACUGUCUAUUAGAACAUAGGAAGAAAAUGGGACCAGAGAAGCCACCAGAAAGCCUUUGAAAGACCCCUUUGAAGUCUAACUUUGCAUUUACUCACUGCCAUCUUUAGCAAGUAAUUACAGGGGCUAAAAGAAAUUAUAAAUUUAGGAAAGGGGGUUGGAGUCCAGGGGAAGCUGAUGUGGGAUAAGAAGGCACCAAUGCAACAGACACAUAGGCUUCAGGAACACAAAACAAAGGUGGCACAACCUUUUGUCACAGUUUUCAUUUUCUUGGUACAUAUUUGCUUUGAUUUUCUCUCAAAUGUUUGUGUAUUUCAAAUGGACUGAAUGCUCUGUCAUUAUAUAAUAUGUUAUGCUGUGACAAAGAAGAAAAUCUGUCCUCAUUUUAAAGACAACAUGUUUUUGUUACUCUGACUAAAAUUGGGCUGUAUGUCAUCUGUUAAAUUUAAGAAUAUAAAUCCACUUGAAAUUAUAAUUAUCAUAAUUUAUACUGACAUCUCGCCAGUUACACAGUACACGUUGAAAUCCAAAAGAAGUUGCCAGCCAAUGACAGUGUUCUUGCAACCAGUGAUGUAGCAGCUGUUAACAAGGUACACAAGACUUAUAGUGCUAUCUCAUUCUAAAAAAAAAUAUUUCUGCAUAAUGAAGUCCACACAAAAAUACAUUUUCAUGUAAGAUACCGACUAAGCGCAAUGCAGCUUUCAGUAUCCUUUCUGUAAAAAAAAUGUUCUAAAUAAUAAAUUGUUCCUAUUCA
Molecule: messenger RNA, 1779 nt
Organism: Hippoglossus stenolepis (Pacific halibut)
Lineage: Eukaryota; Metazoa; Chordata; Actinopteri; Pleuronectiformes; Pleuronectidae
Product: hepatitis A virus cellular receptor 1-like
Exons: 6
Coding region: 126-1040 (304 amino acids)
Source: RefSeq, a predicted model, not a curated record